UAAUAAUCUCGGCUUUUAUCCAAACAUUCAAAAUAAUAUUACUAGUGAUUGUUGGAGUUUCGAAUUUCGAGAUUUUUGAGGGAAUUUAUAUCGAUGCUCAUAUGCUGCAGUGUUGUAAGGAUUGUACGCAUCAAUGAUCACGCAGAAAGAGUAAUUUCAUCACUCUGCUUGAAUGUGACGUUCACAUAUCGUUUCGAUUCAGUUAUAUUAAUAUUAUUGAAAUGAGUUUAGAUUGGACAGAGAUUGGCCAAAAAGUUGCUUUGCUCUAUGAAGAAAUGGAGUAUCACUGCGAGUACAGCAUUGAACAUUUUAUGGAUGAUCUUAAGAUUGCAAAGAACAAAAAAGUUUUUGUUCCUAAAUGCAGGCCUGAGGAUGAAUCUACUGGCUAUUUGCGUUAUUCUAAAUGGUUGUUAUCAUUUAGGUAUGUAAUAGAGUGUCAUCGAUCAAUCUUGACAAAGCUAUUCAGCUUCACAGAUUAUCUGUCCGGCGUCGAUAUGCUGGUGGAAUAUUGUGAUUAUUAUAGAUCUUAUUAUGAGCAUAAAUCAAAUCACAUUCCUGUGGUUUUGCCAGUAAAUCCAGGACAAAUGCUUUAUGAAAUAUUCAAACUAAUCGCCCGAACUGAGACAACUAUUAGGCAUGAUGCCUGGCAACAUGUUUGGCUUAUGCUACUGGACCUAAUGGGGUUGUCAGAAGACAAUGUGAUAUCUUCUGUGGAAACGUAUGGUAAUAACAUCUUUACUAUCGGCUCCGAGUCUGCAAUAGUUAUCAUGGCAGAUUCCGACUUGUACGCAGUAGUUGAAGCAAUUAUGAGAUUCUCCAGCAACCUUAACUUCAAAUUGACCAAGUUUUUCAUCCAGGAACCAGUUGAGAAACAGUUUUUUUCUACGUUGCAAAAGAAUGAAUUCCGAAAUCAUACUCCACCUCUAGAUACUGCAGUACUAUCCAGCCUGUACUUGUUUCGUAACAUCGCAGAAGUAAUAGGAUCUUUAAAUGGUCAAAAAAAUAAACUGAGCACUGUUUCGGUGUGGUCUGAGAAUCUUAUUGCUGCAAAAAAAUUAGCUGCAAAUAUAGAGAUAGGGACGGUUUGGAUUAAUACUCAUGGACAACUUAGUGCUGGAUUACAUUCGAUAAUUUAUUCUCUACCUCCGUGUGAUGCUGGAGAUCUGUGGACGUGGAAUCCGGAAAAUGAUAUUGAUGACAAAUGUCCAAUCGCAACUAGAACGAUCGAUCUCUUUUAUGGAGGAAAAUGGCAUACUCCGGAUGAAGGAACAUAUUGGACCAAUAAAAGUGGAGUUGCAUAUGCUGAAGCUACUAGAAAAGAUUUUAUCAGCUGUGUUAAUGCAGCCCGUAAAGGAUUCAAAUCUUGGCAUUCCAUGAAAUUGAGCGAAAGAGUGAAGGUCAUCAGAUGUUUUGCGGAAAGACUUUUUGCCAAUGGGGAAUUAGAACUUGGAGAUCUGGUGAUGGAAUUAGUUAAUCUGCCCCACGAAUUUGGACACUCGAUAUCAAUUGUUCGAGAUGGAGAGGUCGAGAUUUUGACCACACAAGAGCCUUCGGGUGUUGUUCUUAUUUUUUCAGCCAUUAAAUCUAUGUUAUUCACAAAAUUAAUCAUCGCAGCUGUAACAGGCAACACUGUUAUUGUUGCAUCGGACACUGGUUGUGACUCUAUAUUUGCAGGAUAUUGUGACAUGUUAACAUCGUCUGGGUUUCCUCCUGGCGUUGUAAAUUAUUUAUUUGCUAGAAAUUCUGCAAGCUUAAGAGAUUCAAGAAAAUUGGUCGAUAGAGUGCUUACAAAUUCUUGCGAGUUCUUGGAUUUCAAAUUUUCAAAGCCGCAAGAAGAAUAUUUUACUCGUAAAAUAAUAUUCGCUCAGGUAACUAAGCCUAAGUCCAUUUGGGUGCAAUGUGGGUGAAGUGCUUUUGGGAUUGAUUAAAUUGAAAGAUUUACAAGUCCAUAUUUUCUUGUGAAAUGAGAAGGGUCUCUCAAAUCGUUAUUCGAAACUUUGAAGAAAUCUAUCUCUACAAGAAUUUGCAUUAUGGGAUCGAACAUUUCAUACAAUAUAUUUUCUGUUCAAUCUAGUAAAUAAAAAUGAUUCAUUCUAUU
Messenger RNA from Athalia rosae (coleseed sawfly), 2098 nucleotides. RefSeq lists its product as uncharacterized. Gene Ontology annotation, molecular function: oxidoreductase activity, acting on the aldehyde or oxo group of donors, NAD or NADP as acceptor. The coding region runs from base 222 to 1907 and encodes 561 amino acids. The transcript is spliced from 10 exons. NCBI's taxonomy places the organism in Eukaryota, Metazoa, Arthropoda, Insecta, Hymenoptera, Athaliidae. The record is from RefSeq and is a predicted model, not a curated record.